Molecule: messenger RNA, 1713 nt
Organism: Gigantopelta aegis
Lineage: Eukaryota; Metazoa; Mollusca; Gastropoda; Neomphalida; Peltospiridae
Product: homeobox protein Nkx-2.5-like
Exons: 2
Coding region: 154-1122 (322 amino acids)
Biological process (GO): regulation of transcription by RNA polymerase II; cell differentiation
Cellular component (GO): nucleus
Molecular function (GO): DNA-binding transcription factor activity, RNA polymerase II-specific; RNA polymerase II cis-regulatory region sequence-specific DNA binding
Source: RefSeq, a predicted model, not a curated record
AUUGAUAGCUGUUGACGAUAUUUUUCCAGCAUCGAGUAUCUGUAUUACCCCAAAUCGGACAAAGUUUCAUGUAAGAAACAUAGUUCUUUGAAAACCCAGAGAGAGAGGGAGAGAUAUUAUCGUAUUUUGGUGGGUGGCGGAUUCGAGCAAGUAAUGUACGCCAACCCCGCGUUCUCCACACCCUUUUCAGUGAAAGAUAUUCUCAGCUGGACUGAACAGCAGCAAAACCAUUGUGGAAUGGACUACCAAACCGCCAUGAACUUUCCCAUGACAGCCACGAACUUUUCCUUCGACUCCUCGCCAAGAUCCCUCUGCGACCAAAUGUCGAUGGGCAACAAUCCGUCGUGUCUGUACGGCAGUACGUCCGCACCGACCCACCACGGCCACCUCCAGGCGACAUACGCGAACCUGUCGUGCUCACCCCCUGGGACUGCCAUGGUGCCGGGAUCUCUGUCCUCCAGCAAGGACUACGCCAGUGUGAUCCACACGCCGCCGACUCCUUGCGACGAAGAGGGGGAGACAAUUGAAAAAAAACCAGUGAUCACACAGCACCAGCAGCUGGAGAUAGGUCAGCUGAGUAGCAGCAUCAACACCACGACGACGUCGUCAUCCAGUGACGUUGAGAAGACGAAGACGUCGUCGACGAGCUCGGAGAGUUCCAGCGAGUGCCAGCUCCUCAAACAGAGACAGAAGAGAAAACCGCGCGUCUUGUUCUCCCAGGCGCAGGUCUAUGAGCUGGAGCGCAGGUUCAAACAACAGAGGUACCUGUCGGCGCCGGAGAGAGAACAGUUGGCCAACAUGCUCAAACUCACCUCCACGCAGGUGAAAAUCUGGUUUCAGAACCGCCGCUACAAGUGCAAAAGACAGAGACAGGACAAGAGUUUAGAGUUAUCGGCCAUGCAGCCGCCGCGCCGCGUGGCGGUUCCGGUGUUGGUGCGGGACGGAAAACCGUGCAUGGGACAGAACAUGAACACGCCCUACUCCGCCCCUUACAAUGUUAACCCUUUCGCUUACUCUGGUCCAGCGUACAACAGCGUGUCGAAUCACAUGACGCAGGUGAAUCAAAUACAGCAGCAGGGCUACGUGCAGCAGCCCAUCCACCAGGGGAUUCGCUCCUGGUAGUGGUGGUGGUGGUGGUGGUGGUAGUGGAGUCAAACUGAUGCACCAGAGACGGCGAAGUUGACCCGUGGAAAAUUAUGACGUAUUUAGCAGUCGGCGAUAGAACGUUAUACGAAAUACGAAACUAACAGUUUACACAGCUCAGGUAGCUCAUCGUGAGCGUGACAAACGGAACGGAUUUAUGUUCGAAUUCAAGGAGGGCAGAAAAUGCGAUACAGUUUUGUCCGUAUCAUGUGAAAAGACACCGAGUGCGUACUUUAUUUUCCGUUUCGGAUUGUCGGGAGAGCAGAACAUUCGGUUCCCCUUCUGCAUUUUACAAGACGUCGAGGCAGUAGGUUUAUGUAAAUGUGUAUGAUACUUGCGCAUGUGCCUCUUAACCAAAAACAAAUGUACUUGUGUACAGUUUUCGUUGCCUUUCUUUGUGUGUGGGUUCACAACAAUUUACGACUGCGAAAAUGACGUGUACGUCAACAUGAUUGCAAAGGUUACUUUUUCUGCGCUUUGCUUGGCUACAGGCGUUGCGUGUUUGUUUCAUAUUUUUAUUUCAGAUUUGUUUAGCCAGCAAAUCUAACAUAAAUUAAACCUUUUCUCUUA